Hermetia illucens (black soldier fly) is the source of this 1438-nucleotide messenger RNA. Its product is annotated as DNA-directed RNA polymerase II subunit RPB1-like. The record is from RefSeq and is a predicted model, not a curated record. The transcript is spliced from 2 exons. Bases 70 to 1335 code for a protein of 421 amino acids. NCBI's taxonomy places the organism in Eukaryota, Metazoa, Arthropoda, Insecta, Diptera, Stratiomyidae.
AGUAAUCGAUACACUUCAGUCCGGUUUUGAUAUUUACAAUGGAUAGUUACUAACACACCAAUUGGAACUAUGGAUUUUAAAGUGUUCAUUUGUAUUCUUUUUGUUUUCGUCAACGCGAACUUGUCGGAAAGUAAACGUGCAAUAGAGAAAGUCGUGAACAAACGCUAUGCCGUCCACAACAAUUUGCUACCAUAUUCUUUCGUGCCGUUAAGUGGUCAUCAAAGUAUUAUAUCACAAUACCCACGGACUCAUUAUGGAUUAACUUAUGGCGGUGCAACAAGUGUAUCAUAUAAUGUGAAUUAUCCGAGGUUCUCAUAUGGAGCAAACAGGAUACACUAUAAACCACUAUCACUUUUUGCAGCAGCUCCUGCCACUGUUUCCACCUUAAAUACAUUCCACGUUCCAAAAGUACCGGCUUUAGUUAGUAAGCCCAUUUUCUCUGCAGCGGGAUUCAACGUUCCGCUCCUAAGUCCUGAAAUUCCACAGCUAACGCCUGAAGUUCCGUUGUUACAACCUCAGGUGCCAUUGCUGCAACCACAAUUUCCGGUAGUUCAAUCACAGGUCCCAUUCGUGCAUCCAUCGAUUUUAUCUCUUCAGCCUUCAGUUCCUUCAGCACAGCCUCCUGCUUCUUCAGUUCAGCCUCCACUGUCGUCAACGCGGCCUCAGACACCAUCGGUGCAACAUCAGGUGCCGUCGGUGCAGCCUCAGAUUCCUGGGCUACAACCUCAGAUUCCUGGUAUACAGUCUCAGAUUCCUGGAUUACAACCUCAGAUUCCCGGGUUACAACCACAGAUUCCUGUGUCUCGUCCCCAAACGCCAUCAUUGCAACCCCAAAGUCCUUCAGUGCAGCCUCCCUCGGUGCAACCUCAGAUUCCAUCGAUACAGUCUCAAACUCCGCUCUUGCAACCCGAACUCACGCUUUUACCACCUUUAAUUGAUGCUGGUACUCUAAAACCAAUCAAUGCAUUCAUCCCAUCUUCCUUAACACCAACACCAACAGCACCAACCACCGCAAUUGGAGACUCUUGGCGUCCAGUAAUCCCGAAUAGACCUUCUUCCGGUUCACCAACAUCCGUGAAUAGACCAGCUAUUACGCUACUUCCUCCUUUUGAUGCUCCUAACGUGGGCAGCUCACUUUCCGGUGAUAGCUUUGGGCAUGGUGCCGCGUUUCCUCCAAGUGGAUUCUCGCCUACGAAUACUCCCUUCUUUCAAGGAAACCAAAAUAGCCAAGCGGGUACCGACCAACUGAGUCGCCCUAUUAAUACUCAGUCAACGCCAGUGAAUAGAAACCCAUAUUCGUAUCCUGCCUUAUCCAGCUACGAUGUUCCUUUAUAGCAAUAAAUACAAAGUUAGUAUAGGGUUUUUAUCUGUUAUGUCUAUUUAAUUUAAGAUGUUUGUUUGAAUUUUUGUUAAGAAAAAGAUUUGUAUUAUGACUUUA